Messenger RNA from Sorex araneus (European shrew), 1032 nucleotides. It is a transcript of the gene TBPL2, whose product is annotated as TATA-box binding protein like 2. The record is from RefSeq and is a predicted model, not a curated record. Gene Ontology annotation, molecular function: RNA polymerase II general transcription initiation factor activity; DNA binding. The transcript is spliced from 7 exons. The coding region runs from base 1 to 1032 and encodes 343 amino acids. Gene Ontology annotation, biological process: DNA-templated transcription initiation. Lineage: Eukaryota; Metazoa; Chordata; Mammalia; Eulipotyphla; Soricidae.
AUGGAGGGUGAGGAUGAGACGUACCUGGACCUCUACCUGGACCAGUGUGCCGGCCAGGAUGACCUCACCCCUGCUGGGUCACCCCUGCUCCAUCCGCUUGUGCCAUAUGAUGUCUACAUACCUCACCCAUCCAAUCCAGAGAUUGCAUCUAAUUCACAUCUUGAAGUCCAAGAAACAUCUGGCGAUUUCUCGUCUAUGGAUCUUAGCUUCCUCCCAGAUGAACUUACCCAAGAAAAUAGAGACCAGACUGACAUUAGAAGCAAGGGUGAAACUGAAGAAAGUGACAAACUUUACAGUCAGCCAAAGGGGUCACGAUUACCUGGCCAGCAGCCUGUUGACUUGGGCUUAACCAGCAGCAAUUUGCUGGAUUCCCAGUGCCAUGAACAUCCAGGUGAUACAGACUCAGUUCCUCUGUCUCCUGAUAAACCAAGCUCCUUGCCUCUGACAUCCAUAACUCCCAUGACACCUAUGAAUGCUGUUUCAGAAUGCUCUGGAAUGAUGCCUCAAUUGCAAAAUAUAGUUUCCACUGUAAACCUAGCCUGUAUAUUGGAUUUGAAGAAAAUAGCCUUACACGCAAAAAAUGCAGAAUAUAACCCAAAGCGGUUUGCUGCUGUCAUAAUGAGGAUCCGAGAGCCCAGGACAACAGCCCUUAUAUUUAGCUCUGGGAAAAUGGUCUGCACAGGAGCCAAAAGUGAAGAGGAGUCUCGACUUGCAGCGAGGAAGUACGCCCGUGUGGUGCAGAAGCUUGGCUUCCCUGCCAGAUUCAUGGAUUUUAAAAUUCAGAACAUGGUUGCGAGCUGCGAUAUGAGAUUCUCCAUCAGGCUGGAAGGCUUGGUGUUAACUCAUCGGCAGUUUAGUAGUUACGAACCAGAACUGUUUCCUGGUCUUAUUUAUAGAAUGGUAAAACCACGAAUUGUAUUGCUUAUCUUUGUAUCUGGAAAAGUUGUGCUGACAGGUGCCAAAGAAUGCUCUGAGAUCUAUGAAGCAUUUGAAAACAUCUAUCCUAUUCUAAAAUGUUUUAAGAAAUCCUGA